Molecule: messenger RNA, 1013 nt
Organism: Neltuma alba
Lineage: Eukaryota; Viridiplantae; Streptophyta; Magnoliopsida; Fabales; Fabaceae
Product: U3 small nucleolar ribonucleoprotein protein IMP4
Exons: 9
Coding region: 120-1001 (293 amino acids)
Biological process (GO): rRNA processing
Cellular component (GO): nucleolus; Mpp10 complex; small-subunit processome
Molecular function (GO): snoRNA binding; rRNA primary transcript binding
Source: RefSeq, a predicted model, not a curated record
AGGUCCAAAACCCUUCCGUUGGCGGCGACCCCUUUCCCAAUUGAAGAGUCGUUGUCUCCCCCAUCUCCUCGUUCUUUCUCAGUCCCUCUUCUCUCACAGGUUCUGUUGAGCUUGGAACAAUGCUGCGCAGAAAUAUCCGCUUGAGGAGAGAGUAUCUAUAUAGAAAGAGUUUGGAAGGAAAAGAGCGUUUGCUUUAUGAGAAGAAGCGCAAGAUAAGAGAAGCUCUUCAAGAAGGGAAACCAAUCCCCACUGAGCUUAGAAACGAGGAGGCGGCCCUUCGCCGAGAGAUUGACCUCGAGGACGAAAAUACAGCUGUUCCAAGAACUCACAUUGAUGAUGAGUACGCAAGGGCUACGGAAAAAGAUCCAAAAAUUUUGCUAACCACAUCUAGGAAUCCAAGUGCUCCUCUUACACAGUUUGUAAAGGAAUUGAGUAUUGUCUUCCCAAAUGCACAAAGAAUGAAUCGAGGUGGUCAGGUUAUCUCUGAGAUUAUAGAGACAUGCCGUGCACAUGACUUCACAGAUGUUGUCUUGGCCCAUGAACAUCGUGGUGUGCCAGAUGGUUUAAUUAUUAGCCACCUACCAUUUGGUCCAACUGCAUAUUUUGGACUACUCAAUGUGGUCACAAGGCACGACAUUAAAGAUAAGAAAGCUGUUGGCACCAUACCUGAGGCCUAUCCACAUUUGAUUCUUGAUAACUUCUCAACUAAGCUAGGGCAAAGGACAGCAAACAUUCUGAAGCAUCUUUUUCCAGUGCCAAAGCCAGAUACGAAGCGCAUUAUUACUUUUUCCAAUCAAUCUGAUUAUAUCUCUUUCAGGCAUCAUAUAUAUGAAAAGCAUGGGGGGCCUAAAUCUGUUGACUUGAAGGAGAUUGGACCUCGAUUUGAGUUGCGGCUUUAUCAGAUAAAGUUGGGAACAGUUGAUCAGGAUACAGCUCAAACAGAAUGGGUCAUUAGACCUUACAUGAACACAACUAAAAAGCGAAAGUUUCUUGGCGAUUGAUAAAUUUUUGGG